AUGGUGACCUUCCAGGUAGAGGAUCAGCCUGAACGCUGGUACAGAGUUGGAGUGGAAGAGACCUUACAUUGGGUGGUCCAUAUAAAGCAUGAUGAGAGUAACCUGGGUCAAGCGUCCUAUCCGCCACGAGCCUCAGUUUCCAGAAGUAUCAAACAGGGCAGGUCCCCGGGGAGAAGGUGUGGGCUAAAGUUCCCGCGGCCUGGGAUGCCCAGAGUUCCCGCCUCCCCACAGCCGGGCCGCCCGGCAGCGCUCUCGCCCGCCCCCGCCCGGGCCCCGGGCUGCCGCCAGCCCGCGGGGCCCGAGGCGGAGCGGGGGUCUCGCGGCGGGCCUCCCGGGCCGCUCCCCCGGCCGCCCGGGGGCCCGCGGCGGCGCUCGCGGCCUCUCACCCGGGGCGGGCGAGUUCUGGGAAAGGCCGGCCCAGGGCGGGGGCCCCCGCUGCCGCCCGCGCCACCGUGCCGUCCCGGCAGCGCGCAGAGCCCAGGGGCGCGGAGCGAGGGAGCGGCGCCCGCGGGGGCGCACACGCUAGAGCGCGGCGGGCGGGAGGGCGGGCGGCGCGCCCCGGGCUCUGCCUCCCGGGCACUUGCCUGUGGCUGUGGCGCGCCGCUGGCACCCGCUCCGCCGCUGACACACGGUAGCGGGGACACCCGACGCCGCUAG
This is a messenger RNA of Panthera uncia (snow leopard), 657 nucleotides long. RefSeq names its product translation initiation factor IF-2-like. The coding region runs from base 1 to 657 and encodes 218 amino acids. The transcript is spliced from 3 exons. Lineage: Eukaryota; Metazoa; Chordata; Mammalia; Carnivora; Felidae. The record is from RefSeq and is a predicted model, not a curated record.